Messenger RNA from Acanthoscelides obtectus, 355 nucleotides. The record is from the annotation of a GenBank genome assembly. Lineage: Eukaryota; Metazoa; Arthropoda; Insecta; Coleoptera; Chrysomelidae.
UUCCAGGUACUCUAAUUGAGCUCCAGUCUGCAAGUGUUGAGAACUGCCUGAACGUUUGUCAUAACUUUUUAUGAACGACGAGACACGCAUUAUAAUGAAUACCUCAGAAGAAAUUAUGAAAUGCAGUAGGCUUCCACCUAGAAACAUCGUUAAAAUAUCAACGCUUCAUCACUUCAAGGUAUGCAUGCUGUGUGCACUUCCAGGUACGUUUAGAGAAGAUUCCACGAACAAAUGUACUGUUGUAAAACAGCUUAGCAGGUCGGUUCUACAUGAUGCUACUGUACUCUGGAAACGUGCUUAGAAUUUAUACUGGCUACUUAUCAGUCUCCUAACAGGUGAAUAAACAACAUCGAUA